Molecule: messenger RNA, 1923 nt
Organism: Solanum pennellii
Lineage: Eukaryota; Viridiplantae; Streptophyta; Magnoliopsida; Solanales; Solanaceae
Product: protein IQ-DOMAIN 1-like
Exons: 6
Coding region: 220-1635 (471 amino acids)
Molecular function (GO): protein binding
Source: RefSeq, a predicted model, not a curated record
UCUGAUUUUUAUCACACUACAAAUGCCUAAAAGGGUGCUAAAGUAGAGGGGUCCAACAUUUUCUUGAUCUGUUUAUGUUACCCUCUACACAGUAUAAACAUAUUUUGAGAUAAAGUUACAUUCUUUGUAGAACAAAUUAGAUAUUUUGAUAUUUUUCUGAGAUCUGAAGAAGGGGGCUGCAAUUUUGUCUAAAGGGGAACAUUGAGGAAUGAAUUGAAAAUGGGGAAGAAAGGAAACUGGUUUUCUUCGGUAAAGAACGCACUAAGCCCAGAUCCUAAGAAAUCAAAGAAGAAAUGGUAUGGAAAAGAGAAGGAUCCAGUUCCAGAUUCUUUGUCCCCAGUUGCUGCCUCAGUAUCUCCUCCUCAUCCUGUUCCUCAUGUGGAAGAGGUUGCACUGGAUGAAGUGGAAGAGGAGCUGACAAAACAUGCAUACUCCGUUGCAGCUUCCACUUCUGCAGCUGCUGAAGUUGAUGUUUCAGCCACCGAGGCUGCUGAAGAGGUUGUUUCGUUAGCUAAAGUGACUCAGUAUACUGGCAAAUCAAAGGAGGAAGUAGCCGCCAUCAAGAUUCAGACUGCAUUUAGAGGAUAUCUGGCUAGGAGGGCAUUGAAGGCUUUAAGAGGGCUAGUUCGACUCAAAUCACUUGCUGAUGGACCUACAGGGAAACGGCAAACUGCACAUACUCUAAAAUGCAUGCAAACGCUGUCUCGUGUGCAGUCUCAGAUUAGUUCUAGAAGGAUUAGGAUGUUGGAAGAGAAUCGAGCUCUCCAGAGGCAGCUUAUGCAGAAACAUGCAAAAGAACUUGAGAGUUUGAGGAGAGGAGAGGAAUGGGAUGACAGUGCGCAAUCAAAAGAGCAGAUUGAAGCAAGCUUGCUCAGCAAAUAUGAAGCUGCUGUGAGACGAGAAAGAGCACUGGCUUAUUCAUAUUCACAUCAGAAAACCUGGAAAAAGUCACCAAGAUCUGCCAACUUGUUGUUUAUGGAUCCAACCAAUCCUCAGUGGGGUUGGAGCUGGUUAGAUCGCUGGAUGGGCGCUAAACCUUGGGAUACCCAAAGCAUGUCAGAGAAGGAACAUAAAAAUGAUCAAAUGUCUGUUCGAAGUGCCAGUAUUGCUGGAGGAGAAAUUACCAAGGCAUUUGCCCGGUAUCAGCUGAACUCUGACCUCCCUUCUCCAUCCAGCCAAAAACCAAGUCACCAAUCUCCUACAACCCCUUCCAAGCCAGCCAAUUCAACAGCAUCCAGAAAAUUGAAAUCGGCAAGAGUAGCUGCAAUAAGCCAAGAUGAUGAUGCACGAAGCAUGAUCAGUAUGCAAUCAGAACGUAACAACAGGAGGCAUAGCAUUGGGGUAGCAUCUAUAAGAGAUGAUGAGAGUUUGGGAAGCUCCUCUUCUGUACCAAGUUACAUGAUACCUACUAAGUCAGCAAAAGCAAAAACACGUUUGCAAAAUCCUCUAGGCAUGGAGAAUAAUAGUACCCCAGAAAAGGGACCAGCAGGGUCUGUCAAGAAGCGACUCUCUUACCCGCCUUCACCUGCUAGACCAAGGCGGCAUUCAGGUCCACCAAAGCUGGAGAAUACCUCCAUGAACACCUCUAUCAACACAUCCAUUGCCAAGGACAACGUCAAAGAGGUCAUCAACUGAUUAUUCUUGCCACAAGUAAGAAACUAUCCUGCUGCCUUACUACAUGAACUAAAUGCAGAUAAGAAAUAAACGUCUGGAAUUCUUUGUUUCUGUUUUUGGGCUCAACGCGGAUGGUUCUUGCUCUUAUAUAUUUCCUUCUCGCAGAGUUGUUGAACACGUGAGACUGUGAUAGUUGUCAAUCAUUUUACGAAAAACAUUAUUCUUGAUUGUGAUUAUAUAUGAUUGUAUCCUUAUUAUGUAUCCACAUAGUGAAAAAAAUUACCGUAUUUAUUUAUUCAGUUAAAAGUA